GCUGGGAUGCUCUAAGCAGGGUCGAGCAAGCCACACAUUUCCCCUGCGCCUCCAUAAAACCCUCGCCUCUUUCUGCUCAGGGCUCAAGGUAGGCAGGUCAUCGAGGAAGACACCGCGUCUGCGAGAGCUUUCAAGGGGAGACUUGAUCCAAGAGCUAUGGGCAACUCGUGUGUUACCGGUUCCGUUCCAGGCCGGUCAAACCAGGGACAGGGCCAGGUAUCCAACGGGGCACAGACAACCUUCAAGUGGACGAUCGAUGGUUUUUCCUCCCUUCUUGAUAAGGGUAAUGCGUGGACCUGCUCCAGUGUGUUUCAGAUCAGGGGGCUUAACUGGUACUUAAGGCUGAACCUAAGGGACACAAAGAGUGGCGACAAAGAAGAAUAUGUUUCUCUUAAGCUUGUGCUAGCCCAACGACACGUCAGAUCCGACAAGGUUGUGGAGGCAUCUUUCAAGUUCUUGAUAUAUGACCAGUCAUAUGGAAAGCACCAUGAAGGACAUCAAGUGAGCCACAAUUUUCAGAGUACAAGCACAACCUCUGGAACCUCGUGCUUGAUACCCCUCGCGACGCUGAAGGAGAAGUCCUCCGGAUUCCUUGUUAACAAUUGCUGUAUUUUGGGUGUUGAAUUUACAAGAGUUGUGGUUGCUGAAGGUAAAGAUGUGUCGGAGACGCUGUUUGUUCAGAAGAUUAACAACAUCUGCAGUGACCCCCAAGUCUACAGCUGGAACAUUGAUGAUUUCUUCUUGUUGAAGAACCUGAGCAUCUCUCCAGUGUUUGAGCUUUGUGGACACAAAUGGUUCAUCACUAUCCAUCCAUCUGGACAAGAUAAGAGUGGGAACUACCUUUCCUUGUACCUGAGCAUGAAGGUGUCGGAUACUCUCCGUGAGAACUCUGGAAACCUGGUAGAACUUAGCAUAAGCAUCAAAGACCAGGAAACUGGAAAGCACCGGAAAUUUUCAGGCCGGUGCCAAUUCUCAAAGAAUUCACCCAGUUGGGGAUGGCCCAAGUUCAUAUCGCUUGAAGAUUUCAAGGACUCGUCAAAUGGUUUUCUCUUGAAGAAGAAGUGCUGCAUUGAAGCUCAGAUUGCGGUCAUUGGUUCCUCUAAGAUAGAGUAGCUAGAUUACUCGUCCUCCGCAUAUGCUCAUUUGUGUGCCUGUAUUUAACUUGAAUUGCUAUUCUGCCUCUGGGUAUUUAGUCGUUUGCUUGUGCUGAACGUACAAGGAGUCUAAA
Messenger RNA from Lolium perenne, 1228 nucleotides. RefSeq lists its product as uncharacterized. Gene Ontology annotation, molecular function: protein binding. NCBI's taxonomy places the organism in Eukaryota, Viridiplantae, Streptophyta, Magnoliopsida, Poales, Poaceae. The record is from RefSeq and is a predicted model, not a curated record.